Messenger RNA from Odontomachus brunneus, 5268 nucleotides. RefSeq lists its product as uncharacterized. Gene Ontology annotation, biological process: regulation of transcription by RNA polymerase II. NCBI's taxonomy places the organism in Eukaryota, Metazoa, Arthropoda, Insecta, Hymenoptera, Formicidae. Gene Ontology annotation, cellular component: nucleus. Bases 278 to 2695 code for a protein of 805 amino acids. Gene Ontology annotation, molecular function: protein binding; DNA binding. The record is from RefSeq and is a predicted model, not a curated record. The transcript has 8 exons.
AAAUCUGCGCAUUAAACCUAAAACUUACGUAUAUGCAACUAUUUCAAGAACAAGGGCUCUGAUGUGUCACUUGAGACUCGAGAUUUAUCGAUGCGUCCGCGAAUUGACGUUUCUCUUUCCCGCGCAAAUGGCGGACGUUGAGUCGCGAUACCGACGAGUUAAAGACGGUUAGUCCUGGGCGAAUUUUUACAUUGGCGAAGAAAACCCGAGGAAUCCGGAGGUGACUGAAGAAGGAUGACUUAUUUAUCACUUGUAAAAACCACUUGUGCAACCUGAUAUGAACACCUGGACAUUCACAAUGAGUAAUGAGUUGAAGUUUAUAGAAGUGAUCUUCUGGUUUGUCACAAUGUCUAUGCAACAGUUCUGUUUGCGGUGGAACAAUCAUCAACCGAACUUCAUCUCAGUUUUCUCCAAUUUGCUGAAUAAUGAGACUCUAGUGGAUGUUACUCUUGCUGCUGAAGGCAGGCAUCUGCAGGCCCACAAAGUUGUACUAUCAGCGUGUAGUACAUAUUUUCAGUCACUGUUUACAGUGAAUCCUUGUCAACAUCCUAUUGUUAUACUUAAGGACAUCAAGUUUGCAGACCUUAAGAUUAUGGUAGACUUCAUGUAUUAUGGAGAAGUAAACAUAUCUCAAGAUCAAUUGCCAUCUAUCAUAAAGACGGCAGAGAGCUUAAAGAUAAAAGGACUCGCAGAGAUGCAUUCAGCAUCGUUGACCAAAUGGCCAAGUGGUAGCAGUGAAACAGGCGGUGCGGAACGCGGUGAAUCCUGCUCACCCAGUCCGUCUCCGCUGUCGCCUUCUUUCCGUAGAAAAAGGUUAAGAAAGUCUUCUACUGGUUCAACAUCUGGUUCCGGUGAUAAACCUGAGGAUAUUAACGAAAUAACAUUAGUGGCCACUAAUAUCGUCAAACCUGAACCUCUAAUUGUAUCACAAGAAAGUGGAGAAAAUCUGAGGCGACCGGUGAACACCAGUACAGAAUCUCAAGGCAGCAUUGAUGAAGAUCAAAUAUCAAUUAUGAGUAAUAUGGAAAACAGUUCUACCAAUACACCAGCCCAAAGUGACGGUUCUAUUCAAGAUGUAAGUCAACAGUCGGGCGGGAACAUUGGACAAAGUUCUGUUCCUUCGCAACCACCCGUUCAUCAAGGAUUACAAUGGACUAUAAUGGAGCACACAUAUCCACGUUUCGCUCUGUCCUCGUGUCAAACGAAUCUGUCGAUCCAAGCGUCGUCGGCGUUUACGACGCCCGAAAUAACAGCAACCUCGACCAUCAGCGAACAGUACUCUGGUACCAGCACGACUGGUUCCAGUUGCGCCCUGACGAACUAUUCGAACUCCGCCCAUGGGACGUUGCAGCAUGCGUCGUCAGGCGGCCCCUCGCCAUCGACGCAGUGCCCAAGCAACUGCCAGAGUCCUUGCGCCAGCCCGCAGACUGCGAUUAAGAGGAAGCGCUCGACUAAUCCACAAGCGGACGAGAACUUUAUACGCGCGCUUGACGCUGUGCGUUACGGCGGCAUAGGGUUUUGCAAGGCCGCGCGGAUGUACGGCGUGAACAACCGAACGCUCUGGCUAGAAUACAAGAAGCGCGGCUACCCGAACAAUCGACCCAGUCUCAAGUCCCGCGUCAAACAGGAGGUCAAUUCCUCGCCGCCGCCGCCACCGCCGCCGGCGCCCCCGGCGCAGCCGAUGAACUCGCAGAGUCCGACGCCCAUGGGUCCACCUACGACUCCGCACAGCACACACAAUACACACAGCACGCACACCAUGCUAACCAGUCCCCAUACGAUGCUGAGCGGCUACAUCGACAGCAGGCACACGGACUAUGCGUUACCGAUUCCUCAGUGCAAGCAGACGCCGGUGAAGAGGGCACGGCUGCUGAUGCGGCAGCCGCGGGUGAAGAAGGAGCCGAGUCACCUGUCGCCAGAUAGUGAGACGACAACGUGCUCGCCGCACAUCGUCUCGUCCUCGAUUCACGCGACCACACCGACGUUGAAUCUUCCUCAGACGUCGAGGAGCUGGGAGGAGUCGCGUAUAUCGCCGCCGCCGCACAGCAUGUUGGUCAAUCAGCCGAACCUGUUGACGGUGACGACGUCGACGAAUUUGUUGACGGUGCCGCAGCCGUCCUACUUGACUAAGCAGCACUCGCAUCCACUGCUCACCAGUCAGCAGCAAAGCACGUCCGGCAAUUACUGGAUACACCGGCAGCACUCGAAUCCGGAGUUCCCCGGCAGGACCACGAGUCCCUCGAUAGUAGUCGAACCGGCGCCCAUUGUCAAGACGGAGGAAGAAGUAUGCGAGAUGGCAGCGACGACUCCUGUUUCUGAAGCAACAAGCGGCGGCGGCGGGGGCGGUACGUCAACGAUUGCUAUUAGUGGAGGAUUGAGGAUCAAGACAAUAGAGUUGAGGCGAAGCUCGUCGUCGCCGCAGACCAGCAGCAGCAGCAGCAGAGAGCCCCGCGAAGGCACCGGUGAUCAACGACUGGGUCACUGUCCGGUGUUACGCGAGGGGCCCGCCUUAGGCUGCAAUCAUUGCUGGAACACGAUAGACGCCCACGGCAGGAUACUCCGUAGGAAGACCAAGUAUCACUGUCCCGAAUGCCAGAUCAAUCUGUGCAUCGUGCCGUGCUUUCAGGAGUACCACGAGCAACGGCGUGACCUGAUUUCCAAACUGAAGCCCUUACCGAAAACCAGCUCCGUCUAAUCUCCUUAUUUAUUACGUACCACGUACGUAUCAUCUCCUUCUCCCUAUCUGCGUACUUCGUUUUUAUAGAUGAUCGUUAUCCGGACGAUUAAAUGUCAGCACGCGCUUUAGGUGUCCGAGGCUCCCGGUGACGAUGACGCGGACCAACCAAGCCGAUCAUCAGUGUGUGUGUUUAUGUACACGCGAUGUUUACUUCUCUUCCUGUCUCUUUCUUUCGUACUACGAUCAAUGUGAGUCACCGAAUUUGUAUCAACACAAAGGGACCUCAUAAUGCUCUCGUAUAUUUUCGUAAUAUACACAUACCGCGACGCAACGUCUGUCAUUGCUGGAGCGGACGGGAUUGUUCGCGGUCGAUGCUGCGAGUACGACGCGAUACGAUUCCUCUUCGGAAUAUUUCGAGGAAGACGCGCGAAGGAAGCGGUCGAAUCGUCGGGGAUAAAAGAAUGAGAGUGACGUCGUCAUUUAUACAUGUCAAUGCUGCGUCUUGUGUUUUUCUUCAAUUACGUGUCUUGUUUACUUCUACGAAGGACAUUUUGUGUUCAGAAAUUAUUUCGAGAAAUAGCGAUUUCAAUAGACAUUAGGAAAUCAAUUUCCUGUACAAUUUUUUUUUUUUUUUUUUAAUAAAAUUUAUGCGGCGCGUAAAAGAUGAACGUGAGAUGCACGUUUCUUUGAAGAAGAAAAAACAGAUACGUAAAUAAUUACGUAAUGUAAUUAUAUGUAAUGACUAUUAUUAUUACGACUAUUAUAAUUACUCUCAAAGGGUUCUUUAAUCUCGUAUCAGUAUAUUUCUGUUAUGUUACCGUCACACAAUCAGUGUCGGCUUCGAAUUAAAUCUCCGCCCCGCGGAAACACGAAAAUUCCGAACGUAAAUCUCAUUCAGGAUAAUUCACGCAAUUAUUACGCAGUUCUCUGGAACUCCGAUCUCGUCGCAGAAAUUGCGCAGCUUUGCGCGCGUUAUCGAGCAAUUUUAACGUAUUUGAUAUUGCCGGCGUUGUUUUUCGCCCAUUUUUCGUCUCGAUCACAUUACACCCGCAUGAUUCCGAUAGAACCCUUCCAUACUGUAUCUGUCUGUCCCUCUGUCUCUCUUUCCCUCUUCUUUUCGCGUACGAAAGGAUUGAGAUAAUAAUUUUUCUCGGCGGCGACAUUGCAAACACUAAUUUUGGGGGCCAUGAAUCGCGAGACGCAAUUGCACCAAAAAAAAAAAAGAGGAGAAUAGAGAAGAGAACAAAAAAGCAGGAGGAGUGGGCGCGGUGGCCGCCGAAACGAGAGCCCGCGCACGUGCAACGAUCGAAUUCGGUGUUACCCUUAUAAAUCACUUCCUACCAUUCACGGCUCUCCCUAUUGCCACCUGUAACGGCGCUCCCCGUCGUUAAUGCGUCCGCGUAAAUUUGUCGCCGUUCGCUUCGCGAUCAAUCGAACGCGGGACGUGCGCUUCUCUCCCUCUCUCUCUCUCUCUCUCUCUCUCUCUCUCUCAUCCCUCCACCCUCUCUACCCCCAUCUAUUUCUCAUCUUAAUACAAGAAUAUUAGGAUUAAGGAAGAAAGUGUAGAGUAGAGUACAAGCGAGAGACUCGCGCGCGCUGCGGCGUAGUCCCGGUUAUUCUGUUUAAAAGAAAUUCUUCGACCCGCAUUCUGAACUCUCCUUUAUCGUUGCGAGCGUCUGUGAAAGUGGCUUAUGAGCUUUUUGAUUGGCUACAGGCCACUUUCACAAACGCUUGCAGCGAUAAAGGAAGAGUUCAGAACACGGACUUCUUUGACGAGCGAGAAGAAAAAUCCGCUGAAAAGAGAAGAGAUCUCAUAACAGAGCGAGUGACACACGCGCUUGAUCGUGUCGCCCUUUAUCUUUUUAUUCGACGCGUUCCUCCGUCUCAGCGUCGCAGACUGUAGCUUUCAAUCGGGCGAGAAAGGUCUUGUCGAGAUAUUUUCCUGCUUGAAUCGGAAGUUGAUGGUGUCUCAGUCUUUCGAGGCUGGACAUCUCGCGUGGAGUCUCUGGCUUGUACUAUAAAUUUUUGUCUAUCCGAUUCCGGGCCAAUUCUUGAGAUCCACGCCGCCACUUGUCGCCAGACACGUUGAUGUUUCUCGACGGCAUUUUUUUUUUUAAUGUAUGCCUCGUGCGUUUAUUGCUCGAGUCGAGACAUGUCGCGCGAACGAUGUGGAACGACGACUAGAAUAGACGGAUAACCGAGGAGACUGUCCUUUUCAUCGGCGAGUCGUAGGAUCGGAUCCGAAUCGGCCCGCCUGACUUCGAUGAAACACGAUUUGUCGCCAGGCGAGGACUCUCCUCCCGCCUGGCCGCGACCUGCGUUUUUCCCCCUUGACAUUUCCUCGCGAACGGCACUGAGCACGUUCGCGCACUUUGUAUAUGUAAAGUGUUGAAAAUAUAGAGAAGAACACAAAAAAAGAAAAGAGGAACAAAUGAAAAGAAAGAAGAAGAGAAGAAGUAAUGUGCAAUAUAUUUUUCUCGGCAUUACUACAGAUGUACUAUAUGCAAGCGUUGUAUCGAUUAAUCAUAUUUUAUGUAAAAUCUAGCCUGCGAUUCAUAAGUUAAAAAUAAAACAAUGUGAGGUCACACGAA